UCAUUGACCAUUCCGUUUAGGGAAAUAAAAAAAGAACAAGAAACUUUGAGAAGUGCAUUCCAAUGCAAACAAACCCUCCCCAAAUCUUAGAAUAAGAGUCAAGUCACCAAAUUUUAAGCUUCUUACAGAUGAAAUUCCAACUAUUUUAGCAUAAAAUGCUUAGUACAAAUAGGCAUUCAUGGACACAACCUUCUCCACAACAAACUAAUUUUCAUAUCUACCUCAUCAAAAACAUUUAGAAAGAAAAACAUUUGUAACAAUGGCCAUUCGGUUCCCAUAUUUCCCUCCACCACCUCCAGCUGUAAAGCCGCCAAGUCACCCAGCGCCGCCACCACCAGCAGCAAAGCCGCCGAGUCACUCAGCCCCGCCACCACCAGCAGCAAAGCCACCAAGUCACUCAGCCCCACCACCACCAGCAGCAAAGCCGCCAAGUCACUCAGCCCCGCCACCACCGGCAGCAAAGCCCCCAAGCCACUCAACCCCACCGCCUCCGGCAGCUAAGCCACCAAGCCCCUCAACUCCGCCACCACCAAGUCACUCGACCCCACCACCACCACAUCAGCCAUUUAGCCCACCGCCACCUCAUGUACACCCACCACCAGCACUGCCACCCCAUGUAGCCCCACCACCGCCACCAUUGCCACCUUCUCCAUCGCCGAAUCACCCCACCGUCAUAAUCAUUAUAUGCAUCUCAUUUGGUUCUGUUUUCUUCCUUGCAUUUCUUGCAAUUGCUCUAUGUUGUUUCAUCAAGAAAAAGAAGAAGAAGAGUACUAUCCGAGAAACCGAAGUCAUUCAUUUCGACGAACAUAGGAAGAUCAAGGAGGCCAUAGUAGAAGGUCCCCAUGGACCACAAGCUGUGGUACUAUCAGUUGAGGAUGAUGUUCAUAUAGAUGAGGCGAUCAGGAAAAAUGAGAAAUCUGAUAAGAGAUGGCCUUCUUCGAGUUCAAAUGUCCAAGAAACUGAUUUUAUUCAUGUUGAUGAACAUGAGAAGGUGAAAGAAGGCAUUGUAGAAGGUCCUCAUGGAUCAAAAGCUAUGCUGUUGACAAUUGACGAUGAUAUUCAUGUCGAUGAGAAGAUAUGCAAGAACGAGAGAUCUGGUAAAGAGGGUCAUCACCAUCUGGUACACAAGGCCGGUCUAUAAAAGUGUUAUGGACAUUCAAACUCGUGUGCUGUUAUUCCUUCCAUGUAAUUCAUAAAAAUUCAUCACUGAGAUUCAAGUGAUGUAUGUAAUUCAUAAAAAUUCAUCACUGAAAUUGAA
Messenger RNA from Rosa chinensis, 1258 nucleotides. RefSeq names its product protein TRACHEARY ELEMENT DIFFERENTIATION-RELATED 7A. Lineage: Eukaryota; Viridiplantae; Streptophyta; Magnoliopsida; Rosales; Rosaceae. Gene Ontology annotation, biological process: plant-type secondary cell wall biogenesis. The record is from RefSeq and is a predicted model, not a curated record. Bases 260 to 1141 code for a protein of 293 amino acids. The transcript has a single exon.